This is a messenger RNA of Pogonomyrmex barbatus (red harvester ant), 5483 nucleotides long. RefSeq names its product copper-transporting ATPase 1 (gene ATP7). Gene Ontology annotation, molecular function: copper ion binding; ATP hydrolysis activity; P-type divalent copper transporter activity. NCBI's taxonomy places the organism in Eukaryota, Metazoa, Arthropoda, Insecta, Hymenoptera, Formicidae. The record is from RefSeq and is a predicted model, not a curated record. Gene Ontology annotation, cellular component: trans-Golgi network; plasma membrane. Gene Ontology annotation, biological process: copper ion homeostasis; copper ion import.
UUUUAUCGCGUAUUUCUUUCUUUAUAAACAAAAUUUGAUACUUUCAGAAAUUGAUUUCACAUUCGUUUCACAUCAGCAUUAUAAAAGGCAAUUUUAAAUGUAAUAAAAAUCCGCAUAGUAAAAAGUAUUCCCCCUUAAAGCGUUAAAAGAUUCCGCUCGGAGAAACUUUUUUCCUCUGAAAUUGGAUACCGGAAUUUCAAGUCACUCUAACAUUAUCGGAAUAAGACAUGCAAUAACUUCUUUUUUUUUCUCUCUUCCCUUCCGUCACGCACAUACUAUCGAGUCCCCUUCGUUCUCGCUGGGAAGGUAUCUCGAUCUGGAGCACGCCUUUCUCUCUCGUCCGAGUUAUACUUGCAGUUCCCAAGCAGUCGACUCAGAUAACUUGACUCACUUGAUCCUCCGAAUAUCCACUCUCGCUUUAUUCUCAUUAAACAUGUACCGUUUUCGUACAGCGUGUCGCGAUUGGUGUCGCGUCUUCGCCGUGCUUCAUACAUUCUGAAUUCUCGAGCGUCGCAUUGUAAAAUGUGUGUUUGCAGAGAAGAUAAUUUUUUACGACUAGAUACAGCGUUGUUACGAUGUGCGUGACUGAUUUAAAGUGUAACGAUGUAAUAACAAUGAUGGAUCUGGAAUUUAACGCGGCUUCGUUGUCAGAUUUGAUGACUCGUGGAAGAACAGUGACGAUUACCUCAAUGAAUUAUCGUGGCUCGUGGUCACACGAGGUUCCUGUUUUAUUUUUGCACUGAUAUGUGAUUUGUAGUUCAUUUACGUGAAUAUUACGUCUUAUGAAUUAUCAAAGUUUCAAUCAAUUGGAAGAAAGCAUGAAGCGUGUAAUAAUAUGAUUAUUUGAUGUGACAAAAUAAAUAUACACAAUUUUAUUCGUCGAAACGUGAAAGACUGGCGUCUUAUCGUGUUGUUUAAUUUAAUACGAGAUGACUAAGUUCAGAGGUCCGUUGGUCCAUCGAGUGAAGCUGAUGUAUCGCAAUCUAAAGGAUGUUACGAUGGAGAUAGAUCGCUCGAUAUCAUAUGAAAAUAGAUUGCUCGGGGAUGGCGACGAUGACACCGAUUACGAGGGUACUACGCACUUGGUGCGUGUACCACGUGUGUCGGAAGCACGGCAAUUUGUGGAGGAGACCAGUACGGUUAAAAUCGGAAUUCAGGGGAUGACCUGCCAGAGUUGCGUGCGGAACAUCGAAGGGAUGAUCGGCGAGCGGCCUGAUGUCGUCAGUAUCAGGGUGGUCCUGGAAGAAAAGGCCGGCUACAUCGAAUACAAGACGCAUGAGACCACGCCACAAGAAUUAGCGGAAGCAAUUGAGGAUAUGGGGUUCACCGUUAACUUACUGACGUCCAACGACAUGAAGAACGAAGCAAACAUCCCCGUCGUCAGUACCUGUAGUAUACAUAUAGACGGAAUGACAUGUAUGUCGUGCGUUAAAAACAUCACCGGUGUUCUGUCUGAAAAACCUGGUAUAAAGAAUGUGAACGUUAGCCUGGAGAACAAGGAAGCCAGAGUUUCUUACAAUAGCAGUGACGUAACAGCCAAUCAAAUAGUAAUGUAUGUAGAAGACAUGGGCUUUACCGCGUAUGUAAAAGCGAACGAUAAGGCUGUGAAAUCUCAAUCAGAUACUGUUGUUAAUAAAAACAAGAAAGCAGAUCUGAUGCUACAAGCGAAUGGCGUUGGUGAUAUCAAAGAACAAUCAUCAAAAUGCUUUCUGCAUAUAACGGGUAUGACUUGCGCUUCCUGCGUCGCCGCGAUAGAGAAACACUGCAAGAAACUAUACGGCGUAAACAGCAUAUUGGUGGCUCUGAUGGCUGCCAAAGCAGAAGUCAUAUAUGAUGCCGACAAGAUAAGAGCAACGGAUAUUGCUUCCAGUAUAUCGGAAUUGGGUUUUCCUACGACCUUAAUCGAAGAAUCUGGAACUGGAGAAGGCGAAAUCGAAUUAAAGAUCUUGGGUAUGACGUGCGCAUCGUGCGUAAAUAAAAUAGAAUCGACGGUGAAGAAGUUACCUGGUAUACGAUCAGCAAUGGUCGCUCUUGCAACACAGCGGGGCAAGUUCAAGUAUGAUGUGGAAAAAACCGGUGCCAGAGAUAUCAUUGAAUGUAUCAAUAAAUUAGGUUUCACGGCCAGUCUAUUUAGCAAUCGAGAUAAGGAGAAUAGAGAUUACUUAGACCAAAAAGAAGAGAUAAGCAAAUGGCGAACAGCGUUCUUGGUAUCAUUGAUCUUCGGAGUUCCAUGUAUGAUAGCAAUGAUAUAUUUCAUGAUAAUCAUGAUGUUCGGUAAGACACAUGAAGAAAUGUGUUGUAUAGUACCUGGUCUGUCUUGGGAAAAUCUGCUACUCUUUUUGUUCUCCACACCAGUGCAGUUUUUUGGCGGUUGGCACUUCUAUGUGCAAGCCUAUAAAGCCUUGAAACAUGGUACAACCAACAUGGAUGUCUUAAUCUCAAUGACUACCACGAUCUCGUAUCUCUACUCUAUCGCUGUCCUCACUGCCGCUAUGAUAAUGCAAGAGAAUAUCAGUCCACAGACGUUCUUUGAUACUCCACCAAUGCUUCUAGUCUUCAUCAGUUUGGGAAGAUGGCUCGAACAUAUAGCGAAGGGAAAAACAUCUGAAGCUCUCUCGAAAUUGCUGUCUUUAAAAGCCACGGACGCAGUGUUAAUUUCUUUAGGACCCAAUAAUGAAAUAUUGUCGGAGCGGUUGAUAAGCAUCGACCUGGUGCAACGUGGAGACGUGCUGAAGGUAGUUCAAGGUGCGAAAGUACCGGUCGAUGGCCGCGUGCUGUCUGGUCAGUCAACCUGUGAUGAGAGUCUAAUCACGGGCGAGAGCAUGCCGGUACCGAAGAAGAAGGGUUCAGUGGUGAUUGGUGGAUCGAUCAAUCAGAAUGGACCGUUGCUGAUCACCGCCACACACACGGGCGAGCACACGACGCUGGCACAGAUUGUUCGUUUGGUUGAAGAAGCACAAACAAACAAGGCACCGAUUCAACAACUGGCUGAUAAGAUAGCUGGCUAUUUCAUACCUUUGGUUAUAGUGGUCUCCAUAAUAACUUUGAUAAUCUGGAUUAUUGUCGGUUACAUGAACGUUGAGCAACUGCCCAUAUCACACAAUGAUCAGAUUAAAAAACAUGGUAUGAACCGCGAGGAGAUCAUAUUUCAGUAUGCCUUUCGAAGUGCCCUGGCAGUACUCGCAAUUGCUUGCCCCUGUGCUCUUGGCCUAGCUACACCAACCGCAGUUAUGGUCGGCACAGGUGUGGGUGCAUUGAACGGCAUCCUGAUCAAGGGCGCCGAACCAUUAGAAAAUGCCCACAAGGUCAAAUGCAUUGUCUUUGACAAAACGGGCACAUUGACGCAUGGAAUGCCAAUUGUAACUAAGAUCGGUUUGUUCGUGAACGAAAAGAUCUGUUCAUUGGCGAAGUUGCUGCUGAUCGUCGGCACGGCGGAAAUAAACAGCGAACAUCCCAUUGCAUCAGCAAUUGUACGCUACGUAAAAAACACAAUCAGCUCGACUGCUACCGGACAAUGCACAAACUUUCAAGCGGUCGCUGGCUGCGGUUUAAAAUGUAAAGUAUCUCAUUUGAACGCUGCACUAUCUGACGCACUGAAAUCCGAGAAGAUCAUCAAUUACAUGAAUCAGACAAACAAUGCACCAGCUGGAAUCUACAAUCUCAACGAUGUGCCCAUCGACAACGUGCCAAUCACCGAAUCAACGCAAGAUAGACAAAAUUUAGAUCUAGAAUUACUUUUAAGUCCCGAUUCACACGGUGAUCGAAACACUGCCGACGAUACGUAUGAAGUUUGUAUCGGUAAUCGGGAAUGGAUGCGUCGGAACGCGAUUAAUAUUCCGCAAGAGGUUGACAUGAGGAUGAUCAAUGAAGAAGAUCUAGGGCACACUGCUGUCCUAGUCGCAGUGAACAGCAUUCUAGUUGCCAUGGUCAGUGUGGCCGACACGGUGAAGCCCGAAGCGCAUCUCGCGGUUUACACGUUGAAGAAAAUGGGAUUACAGGUGAUUCUGUUGACAGGCGAUAAUAGGAAAACCGCAGCUUCAAUCGCUAGACAGGUCGGCAUCAGCAGAGUUUUCGCGGAGGUAUUACCAUCACACAAGGUCGCUAAAAUUCAGCGACUGCAAGAUCAAGGUUUGAGAGUCGCCAUGGUGGGUGACGGUGUCAAUGACAGUCCGGCUCUAGCUCAGUCAGAUGUCGGUAUCGCUAUCGCGUCGGGCACGGAUGUCGCUGUAGAGGCUGCCGAUGUAGUUCUGAUGCGCAACGAUCUUCUGGACGUAAUUGCGUGUUUAGAUUUGUCAAGGAAGACAGUCUUUAGAAUAAGAUCGAAUUUCUUAUUCGCUAGUAUCUACAAUCUUCUGGGCAUUCCCAUAGCUGCCGGGGUAUUCAGCUCCUUCGGUUUCUUUUUACAGCCAUGGAUGUCCUCUGCUGCCAUGGCUUUAAGUAGCGUUUCGGUGGUAGGAAGUUCCUUAUUAUUGAAAUUUUACCGUAAACCAACUAAAGCCACGUUGGAAACUUCGGAAUACUUAGCAGCUAUGCAUGCUCAUUCUACAGCGCGAAUGAUCGAUAUGGACGCGAUAUCACUCCAUCGUGGACUAGACGAUUCGGUCAUGCCAGUUAUGAACAGAUCGACUUCCACAUUGUCCAGGUAUAGGCAAACGAAUAUGUUGCUUUCGAAUGUCUCCCAAGACUGUAAUAACUCCAUAGCUUAACAUCAUGUAUAACUAAUUGAUGUUAUUUUUGGGAAAAAGUCAUUAUUUCUUAUAUUAACCACGUACAAAAUGGCAAUUAUUUUUGAUAAUGCAUCUUAUGCUCUUCCCUAACGCUUAUUAAAUUGAUUUAUAAAUAAUUAUUAUUAUGUUUGCGAAUAACAUUAAUAGGAAAUCAACUGUAUUUAAUUAAUAAUUAUAUAUGUAUUGCUUUGUAAAUAACUUAUAAUUUAAGCAUAUUUGACAAAUUUGAUUUUCUUGUAAAUAUAAUUUAUGCUUUUUAGAUAUUUAUAUAUAGAAUGAUUCUUAAUUAAAUUAAUAUAACAUAAUUAAUAUAAUUAUAUAUGUAAUAUAUAUAUGUAAUAUAUAUAAUUAUAUUAAUUAUAUAUUUUAUAAUGCUAACGAGAUCAAAUUUGCUCUUAUUGAAUGAAAAAUGUAAUUCACAUAAUUUUUAAACGUAUUUUUUUAACUUUCAUGAUUUUUCGGAGAUAUCAAAAAUCUAAGUUUUUAUCUUAAAAAAAAUUAUGAAUACCAAUACUGAAUAAGUAAGAAUCAUUCUACAUGUGUAAUGUGUUCCUUCAAAUCAAACUAGAUAUACGAGAUUUCAUGUAUAAAGUUACAUUACUUUUGCUUUUAAUGAUUUUGUUUAGAGUUGAUUGAAAUUAUAAUUACAUAUUUCUUUAUAUAAAAAAACUUUAUUUUAAUGUUAUAAAAAUUUUGCUUAUUCUCUGCAAAUACUGGUUCGUUACUUAUAACAGAAUAUAAGACUGAGAAAAAAAA